Messenger RNA from Lepisosteus oculatus (spotted gar), 5006 nucleotides. The record is from RefSeq and is a predicted model, not a curated record. NCBI's taxonomy places the organism in Eukaryota, Metazoa, Chordata, Actinopteri, Semionotiformes, Lepisosteidae.
GGCUCUGCAGUUUCCUCCCACAGUCCAAAGACAAGCUGGUGGGUUAACUGGCUUCUGGGAAAACUGGCCCUGUGUGAUGGUGUGUGUCUGAGUGGCAGGUUACCCUGUGUUGGGCUGGCAUCCAGGCCAGCAGGGUGUCCAGCAUGACGCCUGUCGCUUGCUGGGAUAGGCUCCUGCUCCGCUUCGACUCUGAAUCGGAAGAAGUGGUGGAUGAGCAAUUGUUCAAAUACUGUAUCCAUUGCUGUUGCUUUGUAAAGCAUUUAUUUUUCCUAUCGUUCUUAAAGAGGCAUCGGCAUCAACAGCAGUGACAGGUGCACAGCAGCAGUGAUCCAGUCAUUCCCAGGUCUGACACUAUGCCUGUAGACCACCAGCCUGGGGAAAUGCCUACAGAAACCAUGCUUUUGAUAAAAGAAUGCAACAGCACGAAUUUAUAAGCGAUAAGUUUGACCAGGAACCACGUAUACAUCUACAUACAAAUAUAGGAUAGACAGCUGUGUGGAAUUCACCUCUGCUGUAGAUACAGAAUACUCAGAUAAAUGGCUCAAUAAGCACAGAAGCAAAUUAGAGAACAUGUAUAUCAGAAUCAGAAGCUUUAUUUGCCAAGUACAAGAUAUACAAAACAGACAAGCUGGUGGAUUAACUGGCUUCUGGGAAAACUGGCCCUUUGUGAUUGCGUGUGUCUUGGUGCAGGUGUCGACAUAAAUUCCAAUCAGAUAAAAGUAAAAAAAAAAAGAAAUCUACCGAUGAUAAUAAUAAUAAUAUAAGUGCUUGAUAAAAACAAGGUUCUGUGAUACGUACAAUUUAAAAGUAUGUACAGCUGGGUCAUAACAUGUACAGUGACUUCUGCGUAUAUUUACAGAAAGUAUCGGCGGCGUGUGCCUGUGUGAAAUGAAGAUGUGCAACUGGUCACAGAGGGGGCGUGAGAGAUUUGUCCUUGUUUAUAGGAGUCACGGCCUGGGGGAAGAAGCUGGGCGGGUGUCGGUUAGUCGUGGUUUUUGGGGCUCUCGUGCUUGGUCUCCGCUGAGAGGGAAAACCCUGGAGGAGAGAGUGGCCAUGCUUCUCCCCACCCUCCUUCUUAUCUUGUCGAGGACAGAUCUGCAAGGGGAGCUGUCAGCCGAUGAGUUUCUCUGCACAUCGCUGUCGUUUCCACUGUGAGGGUGGUGAUGCAGAGCCAAACCCAACAGAAAUAGAAGGUGUCGUGACUGAUCCUGUUGUGGCUGUGUAGAAUUGGGCCAGCAGUGCUUGUGACAGCCCAACUUCCUGAAGCUGUCUAGGAAACUGCAUGUGCUGUUGGGCCUUCUUGGUAAUUGUGGUGAUGUUCCUGUCCCAGUCAAGGUCCUGCUGGAUGACAGUUCCUAAAAAUGUGUCAGGCUGUGCUCUGCCACCCGUGAAACCACGUCUUUCCAAAGGAAGGAGGGGGGUGGGCUUCUUCCUGAAAUCAACGCCCGUCUCCGCAGUUCUUUGUGUAUUCAGCUCCAAGUUGUUGACUCCACACCGUGACACCAGGGGGUUUACUUCCUCCCGGUCUGUGGAUUCAUCACCGUUCGUGAUAAGACCAACCAGAGUGGUGUCGUCCGCCAACGUGAGAAGUCUGACAGAUUGAUGUACUGAUAGAUAGAUGUACAGUCGUUGGUGUGAAGUGAGUAGAGCGCGGGUGGAAGCACACAGCCCCGUGGGGCGCCAGUAUUGAGAAGGACAGGGUCCGAAACGUGGCCGCCCGCCCUGACGUCCUGUUUCCUAUUGGUGAAAAAGUCGUGGAUCCAAUGGCAGGCAGGGUGGGGCACAUUGAGCUGCCUCAACUGAUCCCGAAGUAGAUCAGGGCCGAUAGUGUUGAAAGCAGAGCUAAAGUCUACAAACAGAAGACGGGCAUAAGUGUGAGAGCUGUCCAGGUGCUGCAGGGUGUAAUGCAGAGCCAGACUGAUGGCAUCGUCAACAGACCUGUUCGCUCUGUUUGCAAACCGCAGUGAGUCCUGAAGAGCGUCAGCCAGGAUUGUGAGGGGAUGCAGAAGGAGUCUCUCAGAGCACUUCACAACGACCGGUCUGUAGCCAUUCAGGCAGGAGAUCUCCUGUUUCUUGGGAACCGGAAUGAUAACGGGGGGUUUGAAACAAGCAGGCACCGCGCACUGGGCCAGGGACUGGUUGAAAAGAUCAGCAAAGACGGAAGAUGGCGGUUCAGCCCAGCGAUCAGGGCCGGGCGCCCUCCUAAUCUUCUGUUUCUGAAAAAUGAGCAGCUCGCCUGAUGCUCAGCAGGGUGCGGGGUGCGAACUGGCGGGGGUGGAAGGGAGAGAGGAAGUGUAAAAGGUGUCGCAGACUGACUGUGGCUGGGCUGGGGGGAGGGGGUGAGGUGGAGACCCUUUGACUCUCCAAUCGCGAAUAGAAAAUGUUAAGCUGGUUUGCAAGUGCGCGGUCUGCUGCAGUAUUACAAGGUUUUGAUUUGUAGUUUGUUAUGGUCUGGAGACCCUUCCAUACGGAUGCACAGUCAUUCAAGGAGAACUGCUGUUCCAGCUUUCCCCUGUGUCUGUGUUUGGCGGCCCUGACUGCGAGUGCAUACUUGGUCUUUUUAUAUGCAUCCCGGUCGCCACUUUUACAGGCUUCUUCCCUGGCAGAGCGUAGUUUUCCUAGCUCAGCGGUGAACCAAGGUUUGUUGUUAUUGUACUUGCAAACAGUCUUUGUUGGCAUGCAGGAUUCCUAAAAAAAAACUGAUGUAAGAAGUAACUAUAUCGGCAUAGUCAUCCAAAUCCAAUAAUAAGGUGGAAGAGGGAAUGAUCAGUUUCCAAGUGGGGCUCGGAUGAUUGCCUGGUAUGCAUCUUUAAUGAUGCUGUAACAGUGCUCCAAGGUUUUGCCUUCUCUGGUAGGGCAACUCAUCAAUUGUUUGUAUUUUGGCAGUUCAACACUCAGAUUGGUAUGAUUGAAGUCACCCAUAAUGAUAACUGGAGAGUCUGAAUAUCUUUGCUCUAGUGUACCUCCAAGAUCUGGUCAGCCAGCUGUUGUUGUGCUAAGUGAGUGUUGGCAGGAGGGGGGAUAUACACCCCAACCAGAAUUAUAGAGGCAAAUUCGCGAGGGGGAUAGAAUGGCUUACAACUGAUGAUAAGACUUUCCAAAUAAGGGGAGCACACUCUGGCCAAGACAGACACAUCGCUGCACCAUCUUUGGUUAAUAUAAAAACAUAAUCCUCCACCUCUUUUCUGACAGAGAGGAGUCGCAGUCCGCUCUUAACAGUGGGUAGCUACGUUAGAUGGAUGGCUCAAUAGAUAGGUAGCUGUCUCUAACAGUGCUUUUUCCUCAUCCAUCCCCCGUGUUCCUAGCUACACAUGUGAGAAGGGCAGGCAGGGGGAAGGCGUGUCCAGUUCCAUGUGACAGAGAAGCAGAAAAGGGGGUCACAGAGGACGCCACCAGUCGGGUCUCUGGACACGGCCUGCUUUGACCCCAGCUUUGCCCCGCCAUGACCGGCCUGCUGUCUGCCCUGCUCCUGGUUCCAAUCCGGCUCUGCCUGCGCCUGCAGUCUCUGUGUUACUGGGCGCUGGUGUACAGCACCGCCGGGCUCACCGCCACCCUGGUCCUGACCCGUAUCACAUGGAGGGGCCUGCGAGCCCCUCGGCACGUGUUCCGCUGGACCAUGCGUCAGCAGCCCCCUGCCUGUCUGAGGGACCCCGUGCUGGGCGAGCACAGCUACCUGCGCGGCAUGCUUUAUAUCGUAGUGCAGGAAGUCACGACAGCUGUGGUCUUCCUCUGCCUUCCUGCUCUGAAUCGUACCUUCAAACCACAUCCACAGUCUGCAUCACAUCUCCCCAUACUCUCUGACACUGUGCGGCUCUCCAUCUCCCCACUCCCUGUCCCUUUCCACCCCGCCUCCCAGCUGGUGCGCAGCCUGAUGACGGGUCGCUGGGUGGGGAUCCAGAACCGGGCCAGGCGGCUGACGGAGCAGGAACUGGAGGCCUACCUGUACCAGCUGUCCCAGCCCGGGGGGCUCGCCGGGCCUCUCAGUUACUACCGCAGCCUCUGCAGCGACACGCCGCUGCGGCACCAGGACGUGGGCGUGGCCUGCCUGCUGCUCUGGGGGGAGGCCGACGCCUUCCUGGGGCCCGGGCUGGCGCGGGCCUCGCGGGCGUACAUGCGCGGCUCAUGCGCCGUCCGGAUCGUGCCCGGCUGCAGCCACUGGGUGCAGCAGGACCAGCCGGAGGCCGUGAACGGGCUCAUCUGGGCCUUCCUCAGGGAGGGGGGCAGAGGUGGCAGUACCAGGAACAACCACUAGGGGGAAACCCGCGCUGGUCAGCUGCUGCAGCUGCACAGCAAGAGAACUGCUUCACCGCAAAACCCAUGGAGGACUCCCAUGCACCUUGGGAAAACCCGGGGUGCAGCAGCUUGAUUUUCCAUGGAAUACUGGGGAAAAGAAGAAGACGUCCUUGAAAUGCCUGGGAAAGCGUGUACUGCCAGAAUGACUAUAGGCUGCUGAGGACUGGCACUGCUGAUGAACUCUGUUUUGGACGCACAAAACCUCAGGGUACUUUCAAACAGGUGGCGAAGGGUCGGAGGGCCCUGUCCAAGCCAGUGUGGGGACACUGGAUCCCGCACGCCGCCACUAGGGGGAGCUGGAGAGCGGAGGGACACGUGCUCUCUCCUGUCGGUCUUGCCUCCGCUCCAGGGGAGCUGCCACCAGGAGUUUGGGACAGUUGUGUGCUCGCUCUCCGAGUCCUGUUCUUUACAGAGGAGCAGCUGGUGCCUGCAGGACUCCUUUCAGAGCCUUCAGCUCCAGAGAGCAACUCCCUCCCCGACUUUCUAGGCAGUACAGAUGAAAAAUGUUCACCGCGGCCACAUUUCCGAGAGACAGCGGAGGUGCCGCAGAGGGCAGCGGGAAGGACCUUCCUCGUCCCGGUGAACUAUAGGAACGGCGAAGCAGAGCCACUCUUCAGAGAGCAGCAGCAGGACAGAAGAAGAACUCACUCGCUUCUCUCUGCCUCUUUUACUGACAGGCAGUCUGAUGUGACUUAAUAGAGCUCUUUCAGGUC